GGCAUUUCUCCUUCUCUGUUUACCCGUGCGUUUCUCUGAGAUCAGCUGCAUUGGGUUGGCAGCUUCGUUUCUCGAUUGGCCGAGGAGGAAGGCGACUGUUCCUGUGCUGAAGCUCGCCGGAAAAAUGGACGGAGGACCGGAUUCGAAUCCGAAGACGGCGUUGUUGGCAGGGGCGGUGAAGCGCGACGGCAGCGGGAGACGCGGCCGACUCAGUCGGGGAUACUCGGUGAACUCGCUCCGUAGCGAGUUCAUUUCUAGAUUGCCUGAAAAAGUGAAGUCUCAUCUUCAGGAUGUUGAAUCUCCCUAUGAAAUUGAUCUUUCGCAGUCGACUGCCUUUAGCAGAGGGGAAAAGGACUACUAUGAAAGGCAAAUUGCUACCUUAAAGUCAUUUGAGGAAGUCGAUUCAUUGGUGACAUCUGACUGCAUUGACGAGGAAGACAGUGAAGAACGAGCUCAGGAAGAGAGGGCCAUGAAGAUCUCAAACUAUGCGAAUAUAGUACUUCUUUUAUUGAAGAUUUAUGCUACAGUACGGAGUGGAUCCAUAGCCAUUGCUGCGUCAACACUGGAUUCCUUACUUGAUCUCUUGGCUGGUGGAAUACUUUGGUUUACUCACUUGUACAUGAAGCGAGUAAAUAUUUAUAAAUUCCCGAUUGGAAAGCUGAGGGUGCAGCCAGUCGGCAUUAUUGUAUUUGCUGCUGUCAUGGCUACGUUAGGAUUUCAGGUAUUGCUUCAAGCUGCAGAACAACUAAUUCAAGAUAAACCGUCUGAGGGUCUGUCGCCAGAACAAUUCAUCUGGCUGUGCGCAAUUAUGAUCUCUGCCACAGUAGUAAAACUUGCCCUCUGGUUUUACUGCAAAAGCUCAAGAAAUGAUAUUGUGCGCGCUUAUGCGAAGGAUCAUUACUUUGAUGUCGUAACAAAUGUGGUUGGAUUAGUUGCAGCUAUUCUUGGUGAUAAGAUCUUUUGGUGGAUAGAUCCGAUCGGUGCUAUUGCCUUAGCCAUAUAUACAAUUUUAAAUUGGUCUGGAACUGUAUGGGAAAAUGCAGUUUCACUCGUGGGGAAAUCAGCCCCUCCUGAAGUCCUGCAAAAGUUGACUUAUCUUGUCAUUAGGCAUCCUGAGGUCAAACGCGUCGAUACAGUUCGUGCCUACACCUUUGGUGUUCUUUAUUUUGUAGAGGUGGACAUUGAACUUCCGGAGGAGCUUCCAUUGAAAGAAGCACACGCCAUUGGAGAAACGUUGCAGAUCAAAAUCGAAAAGCUUCCAGAAGUUGAAAGGGCAUUUGUUCAUCUGGACUUUGAAUGUGAGCAUAAACCAGAGCACUCGAUACUCAGAAGGUUACCAAACACUUAGCCCUCAUGUUUUAUUGGUAUCUAUUCCAUAACCAUCUUGACUUGUUUUGUUAUGUUUCUACGUCUUGUAUGUGCCUGCCUUUUCUUUUUGCCGGUUGAAAAAGGCUAUAUAUUUUCAAUCAGAUCAAAUAAUCAGUUUCUACUUUCAAGUUU
Molecule: messenger RNA, 1500 nt
Organism: Cucurbita maxima (winter squash)
Lineage: Eukaryota; Viridiplantae; Streptophyta; Magnoliopsida; Cucurbitales; Cucurbitaceae
Product: metal tolerance protein 4
Exons: 7
Coding region: 125-1348 (407 amino acids)
Biological process (GO): transmembrane transport; monoatomic cation transport
Cellular component (GO): membrane
Molecular function (GO): manganese ion transmembrane transporter activity
Source: RefSeq, a predicted model, not a curated record